Tribolium castaneum (red flour beetle) is the source of this 3081-nucleotide messenger RNA. It is a transcript of the gene Top3alpha, whose product is annotated as Topoisomerase 3alpha. The record is from RefSeq and is a predicted model, not a curated record. Gene Ontology annotation, molecular function: zinc ion binding; DNA binding; DNA topoisomerase type I (single strand cut, ATP-independent) activity. The transcript has 7 exons. The coding region runs from base 100 to 3033 and encodes 977 amino acids. Gene Ontology annotation, cellular component: nucleus; chromosome. Gene Ontology annotation, biological process: DNA topological change. NCBI's taxonomy places the organism in Eukaryota, Metazoa, Arthropoda, Insecta, Coleoptera, Tenebrionidae.
ACUUUGUGUGCCACAAACAUGGCUGCUGCUGUCAUCUGUCCGUCAAAAAUCCCAAAUUCGAAUUUGUUUUGGUUAAAAACCGCAAAAAAUGUGUUUUAAAUGGGAUGUUUACUAAUUUCCUCUUUACUAAAUGUAAGCGCACGAUUCUGUAGCACUGGGGCACGUCCAGCAAUCAUGAGAUACCUAAACGUGGCCGAGAAAAACGAUGCCGCCAAAAAUAUCGCUGCAAUUCUGUCCCGGGGGGCUUCACAGAAGCGUGAGGGCUUCUCGCCCUACAACAAAAUCUACGAAUUCGACGCGACCGUGAUGGGCCAACAGGCCCACAUGAUCAUGACUUCGGUUUCAGGCCAUUUAUUAAAUUACGAAUUCGGGCCCAGUUUUCGCAACUGGAAGUCGUGCAAUCCUGUUGCACUGUUCGACGCACCGGUUGUUAAAAUGUGCCCGGAAGAUUACCAAAAAAUUAAGCGCACUUUAGAGCGGGAAAUCAGGUCGUGUCAGGGGCUGAUAAUCUGGACCGAUUGCGAUCGCGAAGGGGAAAAUAUCGGGUUUGAAAUAAUCAAGGUUUGUAGCGACGUUAAGCCCAAUUUGAGGAUUUAUCGCGCCAAGUUUUCCGAAAUCACGGCCGCUUCCAUAUUUAGGGCCCUAAAUACGCUAGGACAACCCAACAAGAACGUAAGUGACGCGGUUGAUGUACGACAAGAGUUGGACUUGAGGACAGGAGCUGCUUUUACCAGAUUGCAAACCCUGCGGUUACAGAGAGUUUUCCCCCAAAAGCUCGCCGAUAGACUGAUAAGUUACGGCUCUUGCCAGUUCCCCACUUUGGGGUUUGUGGUAGAAAGGUACCAAGCCAUUCAGGAUUUCAUCCCAGAACCGUUUUGGAAAAUCAAAAUGAAUCACACUGUGAACGACAUAACGACCGAAUUCACGUGGAAACGCGACCGCCUCUUCGACAAAAACGCCUGCGAGGCAAUUUUGGACAUUUGUAAGGAAUCUCCAAACGCAACCGUCGAAAAGGUCGAAGGCAAGCCCAAAAGCAAGUGGCGCCCUUUGCCCCUAGACACCGUCGAAAUGGAGAAAACCGUCUCCCGAAAACUCAAAAUCACGGCUAAAGACACGAUGAAAAUCGCCGAAAAACUGUACACUCAAGGGUUGAUCAGUUACCCCCGAACCGAAACAAACAUCUUCCCUAAGGAAUUAAACUUAGCGAACUUGGUAACAUUGCAACAAAACGACCAACGUUGGGGCGCUUUCGCGCACCGCAUAAUGAACGAAGGGGGCCCCGCUCCCAGACAGGGCAAAAAGUCAGACCAGGCCCACCCUCCCAUACACCCAACAAAACACGCGGAUAAUUUAACGGGAAAUGAGCAACGCGUUUACGAAUACAUCGUGCGCCAUUUCCUAGCUUGCGUCCACAAGGACGCUCAAGGUUUCGAAACCGUGGUCACGGCGGACAUUGCUGGGGAAAAAUUCACAGCCAAAGGGCUAAUAAUCUUGGAAAAAAACUACCUCGAAGUGUACACCUACGAAAAAUGGAACGCCAAAGAAAUCCACAGCUACCAACAAGGCGACACUUUCAUCCCCUCAGUUUUGGAGCUUUACGAAGGCGCAACUGCGCCCCCGAAGUUACUAACCGAAGCCGACUUGAUCGCGUUGAUGGAAAAGCACGGCAUUGGGACCGAUGCCACCCACGCCGAGCACAUCGACACUAUCAAAACGCGGGAAUACGUGGGCUUGCAUGAAAAUAUUUAUUUCGUCCCGGGCACCCUUGGCAUGGGCCUGGUUGAGGGUUACAAUAAUAUCGGGCUAGAAGUGAGUCUGGCUAAGCCGAUUCUACGGGCCGAUUUUGAGAAGGACUUGAAGCUGAUUUGCGACGGUUUGAAAGACCCGGAAGUUGUGCGGAGAGAACAAAUUCAGAAAUAUCGGGCGGUUUUUGAAACUGUGGUUGAGAAAAUGAGGCAAAUUGACGAAUGCUUGGCUAAUCGGCUGGCUGAUCGGCCACAGGUCGUUGAGGAUGAACACUAUGAGAAUGUGGAAGUUAGGCCGGUUUUGAAAUGUCCAAAAUGUGGGAAUGAUAUGACCAUUAGGAACAAAAAAAAUAACGCGGGGAAGUUUAUCUCGUGUACGGGUUAUCCAGACUGUCGGAAUGCGAUCUGGUUGUCGCAAAAUGUGGAGACUAUUGAAGUUUUGGACGAGAGUUGUCCGCAGUGCGGACCUAAUGUAAAACUAGUAAAAAUGAAAUUCAAACAAAACGUUUUUGUUGGCGAACCUAACCCUAACACACUCUGUAUCGGAGGCUGCGAUAUCAACGUCUUGGAAGCUUUAGACAUCAACCUUUCGUCAGUUAAAAGAACAAACGGGGUACGAAAUAACCAAAAUCACAAUAAUCACCAAGCAAACGCUAACAACGUCCCGAAUAAUAAUCAUAAUAACGGCCACACUCAAAACCACCCAAACCCACGUCGUGACAGUUGGCCCUCAAAUACCACCACAUUUAACCCAACUCCUGGCCCUUCAGGACCAUCAAACCGCUCAAACACAACCAUGAACCAGGACGACAUCGUCUGCGCUUGCAACUUAGAGGCCGUACAACUAACCGUACGCAAAGACGGCCCCAACAAAGGCCGCAAAUUCUACAAGUGCAAAAACCAAACUUGUGAUUUUUUCCUGUGGGCCUCAGACGAGCCAACAAAUGCCAACACCACAAUAAACAGUCAGCAGCAAAACGACGUUAAAUGCAAGUGCGAUUUACCAGCGUCUCGGCGGACGGUGUCAAAAGAGGGCCCCAACAAAGGGCGCCCCUUUUACUGUUGCCCGAAACCGAUGGGACAAGGAUGCGGGUUUUUCCAAUGGGCGGAUGAGGACAACGAUGGGGGCGACGGCGGCGGCGGCCCUGGCGAUGACGGACCCGGGGGUGGCCCCCAGCGACGAGCCCCCAAAACAAAAACUAGCCGAGGCGCGCCACCUUACCGGGCGAAACGAAAAUGUAGCAAGUGCGGGCAAGAGGGCCACACAAAAAACAAGUGCCCCAAUUGAGUUAUCUUGUACAAAUAAAUUAAGAAUAAAAUUAUUUUUAUAUUCGAA